CCGUUGGCGUACAGUAGCCCUGAGAGGAGAACUUAAAUGUACUGUAAAAGGAGGCUCAGCUGAUUUCUGUGACUGCCGGCCGCUCUGUCUGCUCUCCGCCUGUCGCUCACUCACAGUCUGAACAGACGAGGAUGGAUGGAAACUUGUUACUGGCUGUUAUCUUUCUACCAGUCCUGCUCACAGCCGUGUUGCCAUCCUCAGCCGGUGUUCUGGAGCCGCACGACCUUUUAUAUGAUAAUGCGGUGCAAGCAUUUUACAAUGCCGAUUAUGAGGAUGUGGUGCGCUACAUGGAGGGAGCGCUCAACAGUCACAAACAGGUUCGGACCACCAGAGUCCGGUGCCGGCUGAAGUGCCAGGACCAGCAUCCGUUUGAUGAAACCUUCUCGGACCUACGCUUCUUCCACUCGGUCCUCCAGAGAGCAGCGUGUAUGAACAAAUGCAUCGAGGAGAAACUUGGCACGCAGUCUCUGCACAAAGUCAGCGAGGAUGUAGUGCAGGACUUCAACAGGAGGAUCCCCUACAACUAUCUUCAGCAGGCUUAUCAGAAGUUGAAGCAGCCUGGAAAGGCAGCAGAGGCAGCUCACACCUAUUUCCAGGCCAAUCCGGAGCAUGUGGAGAUGGGUCAGGAUCUGGAACAGUACAAAGACCUGCAAGGCAUCAAGGAAAACCACUUUGUGGAUCGAGAAGCUCGGCCUCACCAGCGCUCUUUCACAGCAGCAGUGAAGUUGUACGAUAAGGGCGACUACGAAGGAGCCAUCAGUCUUUUCGAGGAGGCUUUGGUGGAAUACUAUAAGGCAGAUGUGGACUGUCGGGCGUUGUGCCAAGGCCCACAGAAGUUUGAGGGCCAAGAUCACCUCCGAUACCGCUACAGCCUCUAUGAAGUUGUAUCAGAUCACUUCACUCAGGUGCUGCACUGUGAACAUGAGUGUGUCAGAGACCUCGCUACUCGACCAGGCCGCCUCUCACCUAUGGAGAACUAUCUGCCUCUGCACUACGAUUAUCUUCAGUUUGCCUACUUCAAAGUGGGAAGGCUGGAGGAGGCACUGCAGUGUGCUCGCGCCUAUCUUUUGUUCCAUGAGGGAGAAGAGUUCAUGAAGGAAAAUGCAGAUUACUACAGAGAAGAGCUGGGACAUGAUACUGAGCCACGAGAGAAAGCUGCAUGGUACCUGAGGAGGCAUAAACAGGAACUUGAGCUCCUUCUGAUUGGCAGCAAAGUCAUGGGUGUGGAAUUCACUGAAGGGAAUUAUUGGAGAAGCACGGGAGGAAGAGAUGACUCAAACAGGAUUCCCUCAGGCACAGAUGGCUGGAUGGAGUAUGUUCCCAUCUCAGAUAAGAAGAACGUCACGGUCGCUCCCCCACAGCGUCUCAAGGAAGGUGGCCCCUUGCUGUAUGAGGGUGUGCAGCUGGUGCAGAACUCUGUGGCUUUGAACGGGAGCCAGCGGGUGCUGCUGGAUCAUGUUAUAUCUGAGGAAGAGUGUGCAGAGCUCAGACAGCUGGCACAUACUGUCACCAUGGCAGGAGAUGGUUACAAAGGGAGGAUGUCCCCUCACACACCCAAUGAGAGGUUCGAAGGAGCCAGUGUACUCAAAACCCUGCAGUAUGGUUUCGAGGGUAGAGUGCCGAUGAGAAGUGCUCGCCUGUUCUACAAAACGAGCGAGCGGGCAAGACGAAUCAUUGAGUCGUAUUUCAUGCUAAACUCCACUCUGCACUUCUCCUACACGCACCUGGUGUGCCGGACAGCCAUCACAGGCCAGCAAGACCACAGGAAUGACCUGAGCCAUCCCAUCCAUGCUGACAACUGUUUGCUGGACCCUGAUGCCAAUGAGUGCUGGAAGGAACCACCAGCUUACACAAACAGAGACUAUAGUGCACUGUUAUAUCUAAAUGGAGACUUUGAAGGAGGGGAGUUCAUAUUCACAGAAAUGGAUGCCAAAACGGUCACGGCAUCAGUGAAACCUAAGUGUGGCAGAAUGGUAGGUUUUUCAUCAGGAGGGGAAAAUCCCCACGGCGUGAAGGCCGUUACCAGCGGGCAGAGGUGUGCUGUGGCUCUCUGGUUCACCUUGAACCCACUCUACAGAGAACUGGAGAGACUACAAGCAGAUGAGGUGAUCCAGGCACUGGACACAGAGUCUGUGUUUGGCCAAGGUCUCAACAUUAACCCUAAAGAUGAACUGUAAAAACGUUAAACGUGACGCCACCUUCUUCAAUUUAAACACUUGUAUAUAGUUUCACUAUUUAUUGAAUGACCCCUGGAUCAGAACAUUUCUAUUUUUCUACUGUUUUUGAAGUGCAAGGUUAAUGUUUUUGUUUGUUUCUCAUGUUUCUUAUUAAAACUUGAGUUUACAUUUUGGUUCUUUGUCUGUCGAUCCCGUCACAGCCUCUCAUUAACCAAGUCCAGUUCACUGAUGUGUUUUGAGUUACAGACUGUUUAAUGUUUCAUGUCAGUUUAUGCUUGUAAUCUCACUGAACUGUGAAGUUUCACAAGUUUUCGCAACAUAUUUAAACACUAAUACAUCACUUUCUUUGCUAAGUACUUUCAUUUAUUAACUUGCGUCUUCACAAAUGGUACAAGUAAAUAUUAUUAUGCACUUUUGUUUUUUAAUGCCAGUAAUAUUUUUUAAAGUAGGCAGUGCACUGUUUUUUAAAGUCUGAAAUAUCUGAACAAUUAAGGUCUGAAAUGAAAAACAUCUCCAGUCGGCUGAGUUCAUUUGUUGUAAUAAUUCACUUGGAGCACAAUACUGCUUAAGAUGUUCACUGAAAUGAGAAAGUGUGUGUUUUUUAACUUGUAUUUAUCUUAUAAUAAUGGACAGCUGUUGGCUACAUGAACUUUUUUUUCAUAAAAGAUGCCAAAUUAUUCCUGUUUCAAGGAAUACAUGUUGAAAUACAGUUUUUAUUACUUUGUUUGUGGUGUUGGUCCAGAAUUGGUCAAGUCGUGCACUGUAAAUCGGACGGAGAGAAAAAAAAAAAAAUAAGCGUGACUUGGAUUUUCUACACGGUUUCAAAA
This is a messenger RNA of Archocentrus centrarchus (flier cichlid), 3004 nucleotides long. RefSeq names its product prolyl 3-hydroxylase 2 (gene p3h2). Lineage: Eukaryota; Metazoa; Chordata; Actinopteri; Cichliformes; Cichlidae. The coding region runs from base 132 to 2177 and encodes 681 amino acids. The transcript has 15 exons. The record is from RefSeq and is a predicted model, not a curated record. Gene Ontology annotation, biological process: collagen metabolic process. Gene Ontology annotation, cellular component: endoplasmic reticulum. Gene Ontology annotation, molecular function: iron ion binding; L-ascorbic acid binding; procollagen-proline 3-dioxygenase activity.